Molecule: messenger RNA, 624 nt
Organism: Lathyrus oleraceus (garden pea)
Lineage: Eukaryota; Viridiplantae; Streptophyta; Magnoliopsida; Fabales; Fabaceae
Exons: 3
Coding region: 1-624 (207 amino acids)
Source: RefSeq, a predicted model, not a curated record
AUGCCGUUUGGUGUUUCUAAUGCGCCAGGUGUAUUCAUGGAGUACAUGAAUAGGAUUUUUCAUCCUUACUUGGAUCAGUUCUUUGUGGUAUUCAUAAAUGAUAUUUUGGUGUAUUCCAAGUCAAAUGAAAAGCAUGCAGGACAACUGAGAGCUGUGUUGAAGAAAUUGCAAGAGAAGAAUUUGUAUUCUAAGUUGUCCAAGUGUGAAUUCUUAAGAGAAGUGGGUUUCCUUGGUCAUGUGAUCUCCAGUGGUGGAAUAACAGUUGAUUCGUCGAAGAGGAGGUGGCUAGAAUUUUUGAAGGACUAUGAUUUUAAGUUGAAUUACCAUCCAUGUAAAGCUAAUGUGGUAACAGAUACAUUGAGUAGGAAGUCUUUCCAUAUGUCGGUGCUAAUGACGAACCGUCAGACAGAAAGGACUAUCCAAUAUUUGGAAGAUUUGUUAAGGGCUUGUAUUUUAGAGCAAAGAGGUAACUGUGAUAGUUACUUGUCGUUGAUUGAUUUUACCAAUAACAACAGUUUCCAUUUUAGUAUUGGAAUUACACCUUUUGAAGGUUUGUAUGGUAGAAGGUGUAGGACAUCUUUGUGUUGGUAUGAGUCAGGUGAAAAUGUUGUUCUUGGACCGUAG